Messenger RNA from Budorcas taxicolor (takin), 967 nucleotides. RefSeq names its product SYF2 pre-mRNA splicing factor (gene SYF2). Lineage: Eukaryota; Metazoa; Chordata; Mammalia; Artiodactyla; Bovidae. The coding region runs from base 31 to 819 and encodes 262 amino acids. The transcript has 7 exons. The record is from RefSeq and is a predicted model, not a curated record. Gene Ontology annotation, cellular component: Prp19 complex; catalytic step 2 spliceosome; post-mRNA release spliceosomal complex.
CUGUUAUUAUGUAUUGACGCGGCAGGCCAAAUGUCGGCGGAAGUGCUUGUUGUUUCCGGAAGUGGGCAAGGAAAGCUUGAGAUGGCGGCUGCGACUCUUACCGAGAAGGUGCCGGUGGGUGGAGCAGAGGAGCAGCAGCCUCCCGCAGGAGCGGAGGAGCUGGCCGCCCAGAAGCGCGAACAGAGACUGCGCAAAUUCCGGGAGCUGCACCUGAAGCGGAAUGAAGCUCGUAAAUUAAAUCACCAGGAAGUUGUUGAAGAAGAUAAAAGACUUAAGUUACCUGCGAAUUGGGAAGCCAAAAAAGCUCGUUUGGAAUGGGAACUACAGGAAGAAGAAAAGAAAAAGGAAUGUGCAGCGAGAGGGGAAGACUAUGAGAAAGUGAAGUUGCUAGAAAUCAGUGCAGAAGAUGCAGAAAGAUGGGAGAGAAAAAAGAGGAGGAAAAACCCCGACCUGGGAUUUUCAGAUUAUGCUGCUGCCCAGCUUCGCCAGUAUCAUCGGCUGACCAAACAGAUCAGACCAGACAUGGAAACAUAUGAGAGACUGAGAGAAAAGCAUGGAGAAGAGUUUUUCCCCACGUCCAACAGUCUUCUUCAUGGGACACAUGUGCCUUCCACAGAGGAAAUCGACAGGAUGGUCCUAGACCUCGAGAAACAAAUUGAGAAACGAGACAAAUACAGCCGGAGACGCCCUUAUAAUGAUGAUGCAGAUAUUGACUACAUUAAUGAAAGGAAUGCUAAAUUCAACAAGAAGGCAGAAAGAUUCUACGGGAAAUACACAGCUGAAAUUAAGCAGAAUUUGGAGAGAGGAACAGCCGUCUAAUCCCAUCAGGAACUGUUUGGAAGCUUGAGAAUAGAGUGAAAAUUUCUGCUAGCAAAUUGAAGUUCUCUUCAGAGUUAUACUGUAAACUAGAACUCUGUUUGUGCCCUCCCACCCAGCAUUUAAAAAUAAAUGUUUUUUCUUAAAUGUA